AUGGUCCUCCAUAACCCCAACAACUGGCACUGGGUGAUGAAAGAUGCGGGACAGUGGGCCAAAGACUACCUAGACGCCGAAAGCAAGAAGGUCGCUGCUGAGGAGAAUGGAGUGUCUGCAAAAAUCUCAAAACUGAUUUCCAUGGACGGUGAUGUGGAGGUGAGCCAGAGAAAGGGCAAGGUUAUAACCAUAUACGAUGUGGUGCUACAACUGGAGUACGAAGGCAAGACAGAAGACGGGACGGAUGUCAGUGGCAGCAUUCGUGUUCCAGAAUGCGCAUAUGACACCGAACUAGACGAGUACGUUUUUGAGAUAGACAUCUACUCUGAAACGAAGGAAAAACAGCCCGUCAAAGAUCUCGUGCGAUCGAAACUGACGCCUGAGCUUCGAAAGGUCUUUGCAGGUCUCAGUCCUGCCUUGAUUAAUGAGCACGGAAAGGACCUACAACACGAACCUGGUUCAAACCCUUCAAGCGGAUUUGCGACACCUACAUGGCAUCCAGGUAGCGAGCGCACACCGAUCCAGACCAACAAAACAACCACAACCACCACCGGCAAAUCAUCAGUCAACACAACCACAGUAACAGCGAAUGAUGAAUUCCGAACAACGGCAGAUGAAAUGUACCAGACAUUUACAGAUCCUCAACGCCUUGCCGCAUUUACGCGCGCACCACCUAGAGUCUUUGAAGGAGCCAAGCCAGGCGCCAAAUUUGCAAUCUUCGAUGGGAACGUGACAGGAGAGUUUGUUACAUUGGAACCUCCGAAGAAGCUCAUUCAGAAAUGGAGAUUAGCGCAGUGGCCUGAAGGACAUACGAGUACCCAGGAAAUCUUCUUUGACCAAAACGACGUGGACCGAGUGACCAACAUGAGAGUGACUUGGACCGGAGUACCUGUCGGACAAGAAGAAGUUGUACAACGGAAUUGGGAGGGUUAUUAUGUGCGCAGUAUCAAGCAGACCUUUGGCUUUGGAACGUUUCUCUAG
Molecule: messenger RNA, 981 nt
Organism: Exophiala viscosa
Lineage: Eukaryota; Fungi; Ascomycota; Eurotiomycetes; Chaetothyriales; Herpotrichiellaceae
Product: activator of Hsp90 ATPase
Exons: 4
Coding region: 1-981 (326 amino acids)
Biological process (GO): positive regulation of ATP-dependent activity; protein folding
Cellular component (GO): cytosol
Molecular function (GO): ATPase activator activity; protein-folding chaperone binding
Source: RefSeq, a predicted model, not a curated record